GCGCUUGCAUGCGUUGCCUCAGCGCAUAAUUGCCUGCCGAUACCGAUACCCUUUGCGCGUGAACUGGAGGGCAAAGCGCCGCCACUCCCCCGCCUCGGCUGGUUUGCGACUGCUUCGACUCAAGCCUCAAGCGCGUCCAACCUCAUCCACGACCCACAGGCCUCACGAGGAGACUGAUCCCCCGCACAAUCACCGCCGACUACUCCACGGUUACGGGGCGUAGCGUCGCCGUUUCACUUCCACCACAGCCCUCCCGUCUGUCAUUGGAUUCCACGUACGCCAGGGUCCAGACUUGAGCUACCACAGCCUACGCUGUACACACCCCACACGGAACAUAUUACCUCCCUUGUUCAGACUAUUGUCCAGCUUUACUCCGAGACCAUCGCUAGAUCAAGAUGGCCGAUACCGCUGGCUACCCCACUGACGCCAAGUUGGACUCUCACAACGCUCAUACCAACAAGCGGAAGCGCGACACACGCGAUCAAGGCCUCAACCGCCCUGCCCCAAAUACAAACUCGGAUCUCGCCGACCAAGUCACCGCCAACUUCCUUGCCGCACACAACGCUGGAGCUGACGACAUGGAGCAGCAGUUCGACGUACACCAGAAUGGUGGCAAUACUGCCAGCGUUGGAGACACGGCUGCCGCUGCGCUUGCCUACCACCAGAUGACCGUGCCGCAAGCGACCGAGCUGCAAUUCCAGACACAAGGCUCAAGUGGAGAUUCGUUCAGCAUGGGUGAUCAUCACCAGAAUCAAACUGGCAUGCAGGACUUUAGCUUGGAAGCUCUGAAGGCUGCGACACAAACGGGUCGGUCUGGACAAUCGGCACCUAGCGAAUCACCUCCACAAAGUGCUUCUCAUAAGCCUACCGUUGGAUCUGAAGAGUGGCACAAGGUCCGGAGAGAUAACCACAAAGAAGUCGAACGCCGUCGACGCGAAACCAUUAACGAGGGCAUUAACGAGCUGGCCAAAAUCGUUCCUGGCUGCGAAAAGAACAAGGGCUCGAUCCUACAGCGCGCCGUCCAAUUCAUCACUCAACUUAAGGAGAACGAGCAGCAGAAUAUCGAGAAGUGGACGCUCGAGAAGCUUCUUACUGAGCAGGCCAUCACGGAGCUUAGUACGAGUUGCGAUAAAUUCAAGGCCGAAUGUCAACGAGCUUGGGACGAGUGCCAAAUCUACAAGCGCGCAUGCGAAAAUGCCGGCAUUCUACCCGACGAAAUCAAAGAGCGCCAGGAGAACGGCGAGCAAUCUGGGCCCAAUCCAAUCUCAUGAUGCAGAUGAUGCUAGUCUUUGGUCUUUGUCAAAGCUACAUUCAUCGGUAAUGUCCGUUACGAAGCCUUUCCUAGCUUGUCUAUGGCAAACCUGUGUGGUGUCUUUCUUCUCUAGGAUCGAUUGGCUGUUCGAGCCAAUGUUUUCUACUGUUAUAUUCCCUUUACAUGUGUGGCAUGUGCUGUUUUGCAACCGGCGUUUAUUCAAUGGAGACCACUCGUUCCAGGGCGUACAUCCGUGUUCGCGCUCGAGAAGCUUUAGUAGGUAGAGGCACCGAGGGCAAGCUCCAUGCAUCUUCACACCUC
This is a messenger RNA of Parastagonospora nodorum SN15, 1573 nucleotides long. RefSeq lists its product as hypothetical. The transcript has 2 exons. NCBI's taxonomy places the organism in Eukaryota, Fungi, Ascomycota, Dothideomycetes, Pleosporales, Phaeosphaeriaceae. Gene Ontology annotation, cellular component: nucleus. Gene Ontology annotation, molecular function: protein dimerization activity; DNA-binding transcription factor activity. The record is from RefSeq and is a predicted model, not a curated record. The coding region runs from base 396 to 1271 and encodes 291 amino acids.